Molecule: messenger RNA, 4570 nt
Organism: Pogona vitticeps (central bearded dragon)
Lineage: Eukaryota; Metazoa; Chordata; Lepidosauria; Squamata; Agamidae
Gene: GALNT16
Product: polypeptide N-acetylgalactosaminyltransferase 16
Biological process (GO): protein O-linked glycosylation
Cellular component (GO): Golgi apparatus
Molecular function (GO): polypeptide N-acetylgalactosaminyltransferase activity
Source: RefSeq, a predicted model, not a curated record
CUUUUUCUCUGUCUGCAGGACUGAGCACUGAGACAAGAGCUAAAACAAACAGCUGUGACUGUGCGAGCCAGCCAAACCGAAAGGAGGAGGAGGAGGAGAGGGAGACUCCUAUCACCACUCCCCCAUCGGUCUCGCUCUUUCUCUCUCGGAUAACAACAGCUCAUCUCCCCAAGAAAUCUCUCCUUCGGUUCACCCAGGGCUCCCAGGCGCCACUGGGGCUCUCAGGAUGAGAAGGAUCCGGGCGAAUGCCAUCGCCAUCCUGACCGUCGCCUGGAUCCUGGGCACUUUCUAUUACUUGUGGCAGGACAACAAACCCCAUUCGGCAGCAUCCAGCAAAUCUCCGAGCAGCAGCAGUAGCAGUAGCAGCAGCAGUAACGGCGGCGGCAGCAACAACAACAGGAACGGGCAGAAAUCAACCGGGAAACUCGAGAGCCACAAAGAGGAGAGGACCUUUCCCCUCGUUGCAUCUAAAGCACCACAAGCAGAGAAAAUUGGCUUACGGAGUUUUGAUGAAAAGGUCUACCUCUCCUCAAAGUUGCUAAAGGCUGGAGAAGAUCCCUAUCGGCAACAUGCUUUCAAUCAGUUGGAGAGUGACAAACUCAGCAGUGACCGGCCUAUUCGGGACACCAGGCAUUACAGGUGCGCCUCUGUGCACUAUGGUACAGACCUCCCAGCAACAAGCAUCAUCAUCACCUUUCACAAUGAAGCUCGCUCCACCUUACUCCGCACGGUGAAAAGUGUCUUGAACCGCACUCCUGCAAACUUGAUUCAGGAAAUCAUUUUAGUGGAUGACUUCAGCUCUGAUCCUGAAGACUGCCAACUCCUUGCCAAGAUACCAAAGGUCAAGUGUCUACGCAACAAUCGUCGAGAAGGGCUAAUUCGCUCUCGGGUACGAGGUGCUGAUACGGCGACGGCUGAUAUCCUCACCUUCUUGGAUAGCCAUUGUGAGGUGAACAGUGAAUGGCUGCAACCUAUGCUUCAGAGAGUGAAAGAGGAUUAUACUCGGGUGGUGAGUCCUAUCAUUGAUGUGAUAAGCUUGGACAAUUUUGCCUACUUAGCAGCAUCAGCAGAUUUGAGGGGAGGGUUUGAUUGGAGUCUUCACUUUAAGUGGGAGCAGAUCCCCAUAGAGCAAAAGUUGUCUAGAACAGAUCCUACCCAACCCAUAAGAACACCUGUCAUAGCAGGGGGCAUCUUUGUAAUUGAUAAAUCUUGGUUUAACCAUCUUGGAAAAUAUGACACUCAGAUGGAUAUCUGGGGAGGAGAGAACUUUGAACUUUCUUUCCGAGUCUGGAUGUGCGGAGGUAGCUUGGAGAUUGUUCCGUGCAGCCGAGUGGGCCAUGUGUUCAGGAAACGACAUCCAUACGACUUCCCUGAGGGCAAUGCACUGACCUAUAUUAAAAACACCAAACGUACAGCCGAAGUAUGGAUGGAUGAGUACAAACAGUAUUACUAUGAGGCCCGGCCAUCUGCCAUUGGAAAGGCAUUUGGAAGUAUUGUAGACCGAGUGGAACAGCGGAGGAAGAUGAAUUGCAAAUCCUUCCAGUGGUACUUGGAGAAUGUCUAUCCUGAGCUCAAGGUUCCAGAAAAGGAGCUGAUUCCAGGGAUAAUCAAGCAAGGAGCAAAUUGUUUGGAGUCUCAGGGGCAGGAUACAGCGGGAAAUGCUCUAGCAGGAGUUGGGAGCUGUAAAGGGACAGUGAACAAUCCUGCUGCCACUCAGGAGUGGAUAUUCAGCGACCCAUUAAUCAGACAACAGGACAAGUGUCUCUCUAUCACCUCCUUCUCUACUGGCUCCCAGAUCACCAUCGAGUCGUGCAAUCAGAAAGACGGCAGACAGAAAUGGAAGAUGAAAGGCAGCUUCAUCCAGCACUUUGUCAGUGGCUUGUGCUUAGAGAGCCAGUCCAGCAGAUUAGUGACCAACAUCUGCCAGUCGGAUAUACCAGGGCAACAGUGGGAGCUCCUCCAGGCCACAUGAUGGUUGUCCAGCAACUUCUCUGAUGCUUUUGCAUGAGACUCUGGGAAUGGAAGGGGGUAGGGUGGGGAAUGAAGUUUGGUUCUCUUUAAACCUUCAGUAUUUUGAUUGUGAUCCUCAGCCCAUAAGCAUUUUAGUUGAAACGUCAGUGUUUUGGGAUUCGUUAAUGGAGCACUCCAAGAUGUAUGGAACCAUCACCAGAAAUGGUCCGUCUGUUUACCCUUCUUUUCCCACUGUGAGCAACACUAUAGGAAACUCAACAGCAGUUCAGUGCUGGGGAAGGAUGCACCCCAGUAACCAAGACUUUGGUAUGAUACUGACAGCUGGUCCCUUUCAUUCAUUCCACUCCAGGGAAACGUGGUGUGUGGUCCCAUGGAGUUGUUGCCUUUGGUGUUUGUGACAACGCUUACUGUGAACCUCUAAUGGAUUUGCUUGAUUUCACUGGCUUUCAGACCUGACGUCACCUUUCAUUUUGCAUGUGUGCUGUACAAAAUGCUUUAGGGGAACGCAAGCAAAAGUAGUUAUGGCUAAGUUAUUGGAUAAUGUACCACUGAGAGCAAAUGGAAGGCAGGCGGGCUAAGUAAAGCCUUUAUUGAUUUGGAUUUGUUUCUGAGUUUGUUUUCUCAUUGGAGUAUGUUCCUUGCAGAGAUAGGGAUCCUUGUUUUCCCUGGCUGAUAGGGUUAGGGUAUUGCAGGGGGAAUUUAAAACUGUCCUUGACUGGGUAAAUACGAGUCUGCUACGGAUUUAAUGGUUUGAGUCCUUUAGUAAACAAUGUUCUUUGAAAUUACAUGAACAAGAAGAGAUCCCUUUUUGUUUUAUAUACAAGGUGUACAUACAUAUAGCCUGUGGUUGCUUAACUGUGUGUUCAUCCUCCAUCUCUUUUAUUUCCUCCCGUAGAAAAGCAAAGUUCAGAGAAUUACUGCCUAAUCUCUUAACAAAUAGGCAAUUGGAGCCUUCUCCUGAGACUGAGGAAUGUGAUGAAGCAGCUGCUAGGAAACAUCCAUUAAGACCUGUCCAGAAGGCGGUCUGUGACUUUGCACUGACAGCUUGUGUGAAAAGCAUUGGUGCUUUUUUUGUGCUAGGCAAAAAGACAUGCAAGGCUGUAGACACUAAAGAGGUAUCUCUUCAUUCUGCCUUUGCCAACACAUAUUUGGGAUUCAUUCCUAUGGAAAAGUAGCCCACAAUAGAAUUAUAUCUGUUCUUAUAAACCAUGGCUUGUUGUGAAUGCCAGAUACCGAAAUGAUCAACCUAUGUAUGCAUGUUCAUCCCUUGUUAACAAAUCAAUUAGUGAGAAUUCUCUCAUUAAGCUAAAACUUACAAGAGUUACUGUCCAGCUCAUUCUAAGUAGCAUUUUGUUCCUUGAAAACCCGUUUUCAGUCAAUUCCUGUGAUAAGAUCAUCUUUGUGUGUGUUUCUUCUCUUAAAAGCAAAACAUGAACUCAUACCACUUUGUAAUUUGCACAGCUCCCUACAUUUUUCCCAGGAAAGUUUUCAAAGAGUGGGACAAUUUGCCCCUUUGCCACUAGAAGAAAAUCUAUGAUUACUCUGUAUUAAUUGAAGACUUUGUUCCUAUAAGCACUUGCUUGGAAACAAGAGCCCAGAAAAGUUUCUUUCUGAACUAACUUUCCCAGACUUUCCCAGUCAGAAAAGCCACUGGGCACACUGACUGGCAAAGUCUGGAACUUGUUCAAAAAGGAAUUUUUCCAAAUUCUGUUGGAAGUACAACUUAUUGAACUCAAUAGAACCUGCUUUGAGCACAAGUGUGCUUUGUAGUAGGCAAAGUUAGGAUUCAGAAAACCUGUGUUCAAAUCCCCCACUCAGUCAUUGGGGGCUUGCAAUAGUAAACCACUCCUUGAAUAUUUUACAUGCCUCAGAAACCCUGUUAAAGUUGCCAUAUGUCAGAUGCAACUUCAUGGCACAGAACAAUAAAUCUGUGGCACAGAACAAUAAAUCUGCAUAGGAUUGAUUGGGAUGGCAGAUGUAUGCCAUUGUUCAACAGACCUGCAGUGCUGCAUAUGCUGGUAAAUGUUGUAUCAAAGUAGAAGAUCUAUUACGACAAGCCAGCACGAGUUCUGGAGUUCCUGUGUUGCCAGGAUCAGAAUCGGAAGCAGGGUGCACUAUCCGUGGUAAGCCCCUUUUCUCUAAUGUGAUUCCUUCAGUCAAGGAUACUAUGUCUUUCUUCCUAGUUUGGUUUACAUUUGAGUAGAAAUAAGGGGAGGCUGAAGCUUGUCUCCUAACUGCCUGCUGAAUCUCACAUUUGUGAAUUGUUCCACUGCACAGCAGUGAUCCUGUUUGGCUGUAUUACUGAUUCAGAGAAGCAAUCCUAUAUUGAUAAUGGUGAAGUGGGACUACAUGCUACCUUUGUGCUGAUGAGAAUGUUGCCCCUUAAAAUUUGCUGGGUCAACUCCACUUCUUUGUGAGUCCAUUUUAUACCAAAGGUCUUUGCUACUAAUAAAAUAAAAAAAAGUUAAAGUGAGAAGCUGCAACCAGGUAUACUUUCUGUCUAGCAAUACAUCUGUGAUCAAGGAAGAAUAGCGCAAAGGAGUCUCCAGUUGUUGAUUGCCCACCCAAAUAUGCAUUAUAUCUCUGUAAAAAAUAAAAA